AUGACGUCUCGAAAUGCUCUUAGAGUACUAGCAAAUGCCAUGUUGCUGAAGCCAAGUACGAGGCAGACAUUCGUAGAAAUGGGCUAUGAAUCCAAGUUGUGCGAUGUCAUGAAGCGGGACAGUUUUGAUGAUGAGUUCCUCGUUUCACGAAUCUUGUUUCUCACAACCUAUGAGACGAAUAUAAAACUAGAGCCCAUCAUCGAGCAGUACCACUUGGCAGAAAUCAUGACAGAGAGACUGGCCAAGCAUGUGGCCGUCGUCCAGGGCCAGUCGACCAAGGCUGGUAAGGCAAAGGCCGACCCGAUGGAAGACAUGGCUCUGGCAGAGAUCUUGAGGCUCCUCUUCAACGUUACUCACUUCUGCAGCGAGAAGGUCACCGCCUUCACGCAAACAAUCCCUCAUAUAUUAGUUCUCCUACUCAAGCGAGAUCUACCCACAACAAAACCGUUGGAUCCACCUUUUGGAUCUUUGGUAAAUACUCUCAUCAACUUGGAUUUAUCCAGCGAAAAUGUACAGUCGAGUUUCUACCCAGAGAAUGACCCAAAUGCCAUUGCUACGAAACUCAUCGAACUACUCGACCUAUCGUUGAAGCAGUAUAAAGAUAAUGACCUGGAGCAGACGGUGACACCACUUGUCGGUGUCAUUCGCACAGUCCACGAGAAUGGCCCACACGAUGUCCGCCAGUUCAUUCGGAAUAGACUACUUCCUACAGAGGAGGACCGUAAUGAGGUACUGGGUCACAGCGAGACGCUGGCUUCAAGACUACUCCGCAACACAACAAAUCCACUUACCCCCCAACUACGAGAACUCAUCUCGCAUCUUCUCUAUGAGAUGUCUGACAAGGACCCAUCCAAAUUUGUCGAACACGUCGGCUAUGGAUUCGCCUCGGGCUUCCUCUUCCAGAACAAUAUACCGGUUCCUGAGAGUGCGUCCGGAGGCAGCGUUGAUGAAACGAAGAAAGCAUUCAAUCCGAUCACGGGACAGUUCCUUGACAGAGAGAAGUUUGCAGAUGUUCCUGAGAUGACAGACGAAGAAAAGGAGAGAGAAGCAGAGAGACUCUUCGUUUUAUUUGAAAGACUCAAAAAGACCGGUAUCAUCGAUGUGGAAAAUCCAGUCACAAAGGCGUAUCAAGAAGGCCGCAUUCAGGAGCUUGACGACGACGAGAAUGUUGUGGAGGAUCUAGACUAA
Molecule: messenger RNA, 1188 nt
Organism: Phaeoacremonium minimum UCRPA7
Lineage: Eukaryota; Fungi; Ascomycota; Sordariomycetes; Togniniales; Togniniaceae
Product: putative guanine nucleotide exchange factor synembryn protein
Exons: 2
Coding region: 1-1188 (395 amino acids)
Biological process (GO): G protein-coupled receptor signaling pathway
Cellular component (GO): cytoplasm
Molecular function (GO): G-protein alpha-subunit binding; guanyl-nucleotide exchange factor activity
Source: RefSeq, a predicted model, not a curated record